Molecule: messenger RNA, 587 nt
Organism: Cylicocyclus nassatus
Lineage: Eukaryota; Metazoa; Nematoda; Chromadorea; Rhabditida; Strongylidae
Source: the annotation of a GenBank genome assembly
CACGCCCGUUCUGGUUGUCAAUAUCGCUGGGGUAGAGGACUAUCUCCCGGACUUCUGCAGCAAAUGUGCAGCUCAACAAUCGCAAGAGAAAUGCUCCUAUGCGUCAUAGCGCUCAUCUCCCUUCUACUUUGUGAAGCGAGGCCUCCCGUUACGGUUGAAGAACUCAAAGAAGGUCAGAUGUCACCAGAAAUAGAGUACUUCGACGACUUCCUCCCAUGGUUCUACAACUCGACUAAAUUCAAGGAAAAUUUGCUUUACGAAAAAAAGAAAUACCUUAGCACUGUGCUCGGCCAACAUAGAAAGUUCCGAGCGCUGUAAUGGGGAUCUAUUACGUGUAUUUGUCAUGCUGAUGCCUGUACUCAAGAAAAACUACGUGUCCCAUAUUGAUUUCGCCAUAUUUGGAAUUAGUUAGAGAAAUUUAAGUUUACGUGUUCACUUACUGUAUACAAUUAAAAUCUUGAAUACUUUCUAAUUUCAUGGAAUUUUUCUAUUGACUCUGUCGCCCAAAAGCGAGCUAAAUAUCUUAUUGUUAGUAGCCGAGUGAUGACAUAAUACUCGAGAGCAUUUAAGAAAAGGAGAUGUCAACA